AUUUGUCCUAAUUGGGAGGUUUUCCGAGAGGUAGUUUUCAGACUGCGCCUCUAUUUGCAACCCAAGGAUUUCAGGUAGUGACAUCCUAGCCAAAAAGUGCAAUUACUGUAAAUGCAAACUGAUAUCAGGUGACUCAGAAUAUAACUUUCCCUUCAUGAGGCUGGUGCCAAGAGGAAGAUCUCUACCCACCAUAGACCUCCGCUGCAACUUGAUACAGGCCAAUUCUCUUUGUCCUCGCUUCGAUCGGAGACUACUUCAACCUUACAAACAAACGCUUCCGAGGACACAUACAAAACCUUCAAAUUCAACAUAUACACACAGGAAGAUGCCGGAUCAGCUUGUCGUAGUUAUUACCGGUGCUGGCAGAGGUGCGUCUAUUUCUGAAAGCGACUCUCCUUCGGACUAAAUCAUUUAUCAGGCCUUGGAAAUGCUUUGGCACGAAAAUACGUCGCGCUUCCAAACUGUACAGUUGUAGGAAGCAUUCGCGAUGAUUCUGCUCCUGGAGUAGCUGAAUUGAAGAAUUCACCAAAGGGAGAGGGCUCACAACUCCUCCUGGUUAAGAUAGAAAGUUCUUCACCAACAGACGCAAGCAAUGUAGUGAAGGAAUUAGAGGCCGUAGGUAUUGACCACAUUGAUAUCUUGAUACCUAAUGCCGGUGUGAGCCCUCCUAUAGAGCCCAUUGAUACAGUCGACCUUGGAGUCGUGACGAGCACAUUUCAAGUCAACGCUCUAGGUCCUUUGGCUCUGUAUCAGGCCUGUCUUCCGUUGCUGGAGAAAUCAACCAAUGCAAAAUUUAUGCCGAUGAGCAGUGCUGCUGGAACUCUCUGUGGAAUGCAACAAGGUGGCACUUUUGUCGCACCAUCCUACUGUAUUUCAAAGGCGGCCCUGAACUGGAUUAUUUUGUACGUGCAUAAUCUUGGUUUAUUUAUAACAGGGAGACUUGGAAUCUAACCGACUGCUAAACAGGGCAGCGCAUUGUAGCAACGAGUGGCUUACCGCCGUUGCCGUCAACCCUGGGUAAGGCUCUUCGGAAACUCCAGAGAUUUUCGAGGUACCAAGACUAACUCUUAUACUAUUCAGUUUGGUUGCAACCGAUAUGGGAAAUAAGACGGCAAAGUAUCUUGGUUUGGAGAAGGCCACAUGGACUGCGGAACAAAGUGCUGAAAAGAUUAUGAGUCUCGUGAGUUUACCGUAUACGUCCGAAACCUAUCAAUGCCUAACUUGCUACCUAGAUCGAGAAAUCCAGCCGAGAGAGUAACUCUGGAAAGUUUAUAGAUGCGAUUAGUGGCAAUGAGUUCCCAUGGUGAUAGCCGAGGUAAUUUUGUCUCAAUAGCUCAGCUAGUGGUCAAUUCUUGGCGGUAAAGGCAUUCAAGAGGUCAUAGUCAAGAGUGGCCUA
This is a messenger RNA of Hymenoscyphus albidus, 1396 nucleotides long. The record is from the annotation of a GenBank genome assembly. NCBI's taxonomy places the organism in Eukaryota, Fungi, Ascomycota, Leotiomycetes, Helotiales, Helotiaceae.